GACACUGUAUAAAUAAAAGGAGAGCAGGGCAAACUCUUAACAGGAGGAGACUCACUCAUGGCCUAUGAGACAGAGGAUCAGGAGACUCAAUACUGCUUUCCUGACAUCAACUCAUCAUGUGUCAAGGGAAAACGCUCGAGAUAUGAAUACAAUAUCAUGUAUAUGUUUUUUUCACUGCUGUCAGCGUGGGCUGUGUUUCUGAACCUGCUGGUGAUCAUCUCCAUCUCUCACUUCAAGAAGCUUCACACUCCAACCAACAUGAUUAUUCUCUCUCUGGCUGUAAAUGAUCUGCUUGUUGGACUUAUUGUGAUGCCUGUUGAGGCCGUCAAACUGAUUGAGACAUGUUGGUACUUUGGAGAAACUUUGUGUGGACUGUUUAUGAUAAUCAUGGGGCUGAUUGGAACUACAUCUCUUAGUAAUUUAGUUUUAAUUGCUGUUGAUCGUUAUGUGGCUGUGUGCCACCCUUUAAUAUACCCCCAGAAAAUAACCAUGACUAAAACAUUACUAAGUAUCUGCCUCUGCUGGUUAUUUUCCUCUACUUACUCCACUGUUUUUGUAGUCAACAACAAAUAUUUUGAAAUUUCGAACAGAACAGAUGUGUGUUAUGGCAUGUGCACAUUAAAUCUUAGUUUUACUUACAUCAUCGUUGAUUUGAUAUAUUCCUUUUUGUUGCCUUGUGUUGUGAUGAUCACAGUAUAUUUGAGGAUAUUUUAUGUUGCUUUUAAGCAAGUGAAGGUUAUAAACUCUCUGUUGAAGGGUAGUAGGGAAAGUUCAGUUAAGAGGAAAUCUGAGCACAAAGCUGCUCUCACAUUAGGGAUUGUUGUGACUGUCUAUUUGAUUUGCUUUAUUCCAUACUCUUUAUCGUCUGUAAUGGGUGUCUCUUCUGGUACACUGACAUAUCUGUUGUGGACUGUGUAUGUUAAUUGUGUUGUGAAUCCUUUGAUUUAUGCUUUAUUUUACUGCUGGUUUAAAAUAUCAGUUAAACACAUCUUAACUUUAAAAAUAUUGGAGCCAGCAUCCUCACUCUUGGACAUUUUCACAGAUAAAUAAAUUUUCUCCUAUUUUGAUGUCUGA
This is a messenger RNA of Danio rerio (zebrafish), 1074 nucleotides long. The record is from RefSeq and is a predicted model, not a curated record. NCBI's taxonomy places the organism in Eukaryota, Metazoa, Chordata, Actinopteri, Cypriniformes, Danionidae.